GCAUAUUUGUGAUAUGCAUUUUGUCAUAUUAGCCGCUUUUGCCAACAACUUUGAACAAAUUGUAUAAUAAACAGUAUUUCUCCCGCUUCCUGUGCAUUCAUAUUCUCUCUAUCUCUCUACCAGUCGUGUUUAGAAUAUUUGAUAAAUUUCAGUGAAGAAUCAUGAUUAAAGUUGCAACAUUCGCGUUGGCGUGCUUCGUAGCCGUAUCAGCGGGCUCUGUCAAGCUGCAAACUCCCACUGAAGAGUUAGUGAUGAAACAGCCUGCGACUGCUCCGGAAGAUCAAGUGUACCACCACACUCGCGGUAGCGAGUUUUACCAUCCAAAGGGCCACACAAAGCACGAAGAUUACCACUCGCAUUUGCCCCAAGAAUACACCGAGAAGCACGAGUUACCAACCAAUUUUAACUGGGGAAAUAUCAAUGGGCGCUCGAUGUUGACCAAACCUCUCAAUCAGCACAUUCCCCAGUACUGCGGCUCCUGCUGGGCUCACGGAGCUAUGUCUUCGUUUGCUGACCGCAUUAAGAUUGCUCGCGAUGCUAAGGGUAGUGACAUUAACCUCGCAAUCCAGUUCAUCCUCAAUUGUGGUACCGAUGUGGCGGGUAGUUGCCAUGGUGGUUCACACACCGGAGCGUACAACUUUGUUAAGAACUACGCCAAGCACAUUCCCUAUGAUACUUGUCUACAGUACGAGGCGUGUUCUGCCGAGUCAACUGAGGGCACCUGCAAAGAUCGUGACUUCACUUGCACUGGUGCCAAUACCUGCCGCACGUGCUCCACGUUCACGGCAUACGGUGGGUUCUGCUCGGAGGUAGAUAGAUAUCCUAAUGCAACUAUCGCCGAGUACGGUAACGUUGUCGGCGAAUACAACAUGAUGGCUGAGAUUUACCGCAGAGGACCUAUCGCAUGUGGAAUCGAUGCCAGUCCCGUGGACAACUACAAGGGCGGUAUUGUGGACAAUACAAGUGCUAAGAGCAUCAACCACAUAAUAAGUGUAGUUGGAUGGGGUGUCGACAAGAAGACUGACACACCUUACUGGAUCGUCAGAAACUCUUGGGGAGAGUACUGGGGUGAGAUGGGUUACUUCCGCGUAAAGCGUGGCGAGAACCAACUUGCUAUUGAGUCAAGCUGUGCUUGGGCCACACCCGGAACCUGGACUGAGAUGAACUUCCCUUGUUAUGAGGAUGGCUCCAACUGCGUCAGUCACAAGAAGUACGAAGAUCCCUCCAAGAAGUACCACAAGGACGAGUAAGUGAAGUGAGGGAACGGCUACCGGCCCGCAGACGGGCUGUGAGCCGUAGCUGGUGUAUGUAUUUCUAGCAAGGCCUAUAGACCAAUUAGCUCUGGUAAGGUCUGUGAACCGUAUCUGACCUAUGUAGUAUUAUCCCCAAAAACCCCCCGACUGAAAUAUUCACGGAAAGUAAAGGUCGACGAGCACAUAAGCAGUGACUAUACGAACUGUAUGUAGUUCUAACAAAAUAAUUAAAUGAAAAUGACUGA
This is a messenger RNA of Sphaeroforma arctica JP610, 1498 nucleotides long. RefSeq names its product cathepsin X. Gene Ontology annotation, molecular function: cysteine-type endopeptidase activity. The transcript is spliced from 8 exons. Gene Ontology annotation, cellular component: lysosome. The record is from RefSeq and is a predicted model, not a curated record. NCBI's taxonomy places the organism in Eukaryota, Ichthyosporea, Ichthyophonida. The coding region runs from base 162 to 1250 and encodes 362 amino acids.